Rhipicephalus sanguineus (brown dog tick) is the source of this 718-nucleotide messenger RNA. RefSeq names its product mediator of RNA polymerase II transcription subunit 1.1-like. The record is from RefSeq and is a predicted model, not a curated record. The transcript has 2 exons. Bases 248 to 718 code for a protein of 156 amino acids. Lineage: Eukaryota; Metazoa; Arthropoda; Arachnida; Ixodida; Ixodidae.
UAUCACCUGUAAGCGAAGGUUGCAACAAAAUUAUGAAAAGCUUGAACAGGUUGUAUUUAUAUAUUUCUGUGCUGCUCAUAAUAUAAUGGGGCGUUCCUUUGUUGCUUGACAACUGAAAUCGACUGUGGUCUUUUCUUUUUAGAAAAAGUGAGCGAGAGCUCACAACAGGCUGUUCACCACCAACGUGGCCCUAUAUAAGGAAAUCAAGAGGUUCAUUGGUUGCCUGCCAAUAAAUGAUCCGUCCCUCAUGGAGGAGAGCUGCUGCAAUAGCAGUAGCGACACUGUUGAGAAGCUGAUCUACGAAAUGGAAAGCGGAGUCAGUUCUGAGGCUACUGAAACUGAUAGCACACCAGUGCCAGGAACACCAACUGAACAGCAACCACCACCUGCACCCACCACACAGUCGGCUCAGAGCCCUGCAACAAGUACGGCAGCACGGGCAACAAGGAAGCGACGGCGGCCACUGAGCGCAGCACGUGAAUUUCAAGAAGCUAUGCUGGCUGAACAAAAAAUGCUACGAGAGCAGCUGGAGCGGGCUCAGCAAACCGAGGUAGAGCUAAGAACAACACACUUGCAGCUUCAAGAAAAGCUUGUAAAUGCCCUCGUUGGUUUCAUCAAUAAAACAUCAGGCAGUUAUACUAUCACUCUUUUUAUUUACAAAUGGCAACGCAAAGCAAUUUCUAGGAGCGAACUACCUGGGUCUGCAUCCUCUGGCUGA